Messenger RNA from Cladophialophora yegresii CBS 114405, 5262 nucleotides. Its product is annotated as DNA-directed RNA polymerase I subunit RPA1. Gene Ontology annotation, cellular component: RNA polymerase I complex. NCBI's taxonomy places the organism in Eukaryota, Fungi, Ascomycota, Eurotiomycetes, Chaetothyriales, Herpotrichiellaceae. Gene Ontology annotation, molecular function: DNA-directed RNA polymerase activity; DNA binding. Gene Ontology annotation, biological process: DNA-templated transcription. The coding region runs from base 1 to 5262 and encodes 1753 amino acids. The record is from RefSeq and is a predicted model, not a curated record. The transcript has 2 exons.
AUGGCAGGAUAUGUCAAACCAAUUCCGUCGGCCACCGGCGGCCUCGCCUUUUCUCGGCUUCAGUCACACGAGGUCCGCAAGAUCUCAGUCAAGCGCAUUCAUGUCACCCCAGCAUUAGAUUCUAUGUUUGGUCCGAUACCAGGAGGCCUUCAUGAUCCGGCAUUGGGCGCAAUCCAAGCAUUGGAUGCAAAUUGCUCGACAUGUCGCAUGAAUGCGAUUCAUUGCACCGGCCAUUGCGGUCAUAUUGAGCUGCCUGUCACUUGUUACCACCAACAAUACAUCGAGUCUACCUUGCGUCUCCUACGUGCAAAGUGCGCCUACUGCCACCACUUCAAAGCCUCCGAAAAUUUCAUCAACCAAACUAUAUGUUUCCUACAGCUGUUGGAGCUUGGCCUCGUCGAUGAGUACCACAAAGUCCGGGACCUCCGUCUUCGCGGUGGGUUGCCGAAGACGCCGAAGAAAACUGACCACCCGGACGAUAUUGUGGAACAAAUACUAGAACACGAGCCACUAGAAGAGAUCCACGAUUUCAUUGAACGAAGGACGGAGGUGACGGCUAAGGCUAUAAGAAGAGCUACGCGAAAAGGGUUGGUUGACCCGCAAGCCCUCAUUCGAAAUCCUAUUGCUAUCGCCGCCCGUAAGGAGGUCAUCACAGCGUUCAUGAAGGAGGUGCCGAAUUGGAAGAAGUGCGCGAGGUGCGGUGGUGCCAACACCACAUACAGAAAGGACAGAAGCGUGAAGAUUUUUCGGAUGCCACUCGCGAAAAAACAAAAAGAGGCCAUGUCAGUCGUGGGACGGAAAGCUCCCAACCCUCUCCUGUUCCUCAAAGCCGAGCAGCGGCAAAGAGAGGAAGUUAAAAAGCCAUCAAUGCCAAAUGGUGCGAACGGAGUGCAUAAUGAUGAUGUGAAGAUGCAGGAUUCCGCGCAAGCAGAAGACACCGACGUUCACGGUGCCGAGGACGAGAUUGCCUUGCGUAAUGCGUUGGAGACAGCAGCCCAGUCGAAGACUUUCGCACUCGAAGACCAAGAAGACGACAUGCAGACAUAUAUGACGACCACCGAAGUACACGCGGCGCUCAGUUUACUCUUUGACCGUGAGCAGACUGUUCUCGGCUUGCUGUAUGGGGCUCAGCCUGGUCGAAAGCCUGCUCGGGUGUCUCCGGAUAUGUUCUUCAUCACCGCAGUCCUUGUACCACCGAAUCGAUAUCGUCCGUUGGCGAGACAAGGACCAAAUCAAAUGCUCGAGAAUCAAUUGAACGCAGUCCUGAACAAAAUUAUCAAAGCCGCCAACGAUGUCCGACGGAUUUCACGCGAGUCAAGACGAGCCAAGAUCGACCCCAAUGCUAGACCGAGGACCUUGAAUGAAAGCCUCCAAGCGGCAAUUGUUCUACAAGAAACAGUGAACGCACUCAUCGAUUCUCCAGCACCGCCCUCCGGCAGGCCAACCGACCAGGGCGUGAAGCAGGUCCUGGAGAAGAAAGAAGGUCUUUUUCGCAUGCAUAUGAUGGGAAAGCGUGUCAAUUUCGCUGCUCGCAGUGUGAUCUCGCCUGAUCCCAACAUCGAAACCAAUGAGAUUGGCGUGCCACUGGUCUUUGCAAGGAAGCUCACUUAUCCCGAACCCGUCACCAGCCACAAUUUCGAGCAAAUGAGUAAGGCAGUAAUCAACGGCGUGGAGAAGUACCCUGGAGCGGCAGCCAUCGAAAAUGAGAACGGCAUGGUUCUGAGUCUGAAGCGCAAGACCCUCGAGCAAAGAAAGGCCCUAGCAAAGCAGUUGAUGACCUCGACAGCUCCCGGCGCCAAGGGCGAAAACGGCAAAAAGGUCUACCGGCAUCUUCAAACCGGUGAUGUGGUUGUCAUGAAUCGGCAACCCACCCUACACAAGCCCUCGAUGAUGGGUCACCGUGCACGCGUUUUGCACAACCAGAAAACAAUUCGCAUGCACUAUGCGAACUGCAACACGUACAACGCCGACUUUGACGGUGACGAGAUGAACAUGCACUUCCCACAAAACGAGCUCGCACGGACGGAAGCUCUCCAGAUCGCAGAUACAGAUCAUCAGUAUCUAUCAGCUACAGCUGGCAAGCCUUUACGUGGUUUAAUCCAGGACCAUAUCUCUAUGGGUGUUCAGUUCACCAGUCGAGACGUGUUCUUUGACCAAGACCAGUAUCAGCAACUACUCUACAACUGUAUCAGGCCAGAGGACAACCACACUAUAUUCGAAAAGAUUCAGAUGAUCCCACCGGCAAUCUUGAAGCCGAAAAUGCUCUGGAGUGGUAAGCAAGUGGUCACGACGGUAUUGAAGAACAUUGUCCCAGAAAGAUUUCGAGGUCUCAAUCUUACCAGCAAAUCAUCAACAUCUUCAGAUUCAUGGGGCGAGAAGACCUCGGACGAUGCAAACCAGUGGACUGUAACUAGGGACAGGAUAGUCUUCCGGGAUACGGAGCAGGUGGUCAUCUUCAAAGAUGGCGAGCAUCUUUCUGGCAUUCUCGAUAAGUCUCAACUCGGCCCCAGCGCUGGUGGCCUUGUUCAUUCCACGCAUGAGCUUUAUGGUCAUAUCAUUGCAGGCAGACUGUUGAGUAUAUUGGGCCGACUACUCACGAGGUACCUUAACGAGCGCGCCUGGACCUGUGGAAUGGAUGAUCUGUACCUGACACUUCAAGGCGAUAACGAACGGCGUCUGGAACUCAGCAAAGCCAAGCGCAUCGGUCUCGAAGUCUCGACCGAGUAUGUGACCCUGAAGAAUGGCGAAGUCGACGAAGAAAACCCCGAGCUAUUAAGCCGACUCGAAAAUGUGCUCCGCAAUGACGACCAGCUCAAUGGGCUCGACCAGCUGUACAAAGCGAAAGUAAAGACCAUUACCGACGCCGUCACCAAAGCUUGCCUGCCAGCUGGUCUACGCAAACCAUUCCCGUGGAAUCAGAUGCAAGCCAUGACCAUUUCUGGAGCCAAGGGUUCGAGCGUCAAUGCAAACCUGAUCUCCUGCAACUUGGGUCAACAGGUCCUGGAAGGUCGAAGAGUUCCUGUCAUGGUCAGCGGCAAGACACUGCCGUCUUUUCGAGCUUUUGAAACAGAUCCAGUCGCUGGUGGUUAUGUCUCCGGCCGAUUUUUGACUGGCAUCAAACCCCAAGAGUACUUCUUUCACGCCAUGUCUGGCAGGGAAGGUCUAAUUGAUACUGCUGUAAAGACAUCCAAGUCAGGUUACCUACAACGCUGCAUCGUCAAAGGUCUCGAGGGGCUUCGAACUGAGUACGACACAUCCGUUCGAGAGAGUUCAAACGGCAGCAUAAUUCAAUUCCUGUAUGGAGAAGAUGGCCUUGAGGUUCCCAAGCAGAAAAGCUUGAAGGAGUUCACAUUCCUUGCAGAGAAUCACAGCUCCGUGGCGUCCCUCAUCAACGCGGAGGAGUCGUUUCCCCGGCUUCGAAACCCAGACCUAGACCUGGCGCAGGAGCAAAAGGAUAUUCUGAAAUCUGUAAAAAGAAGCAAACCCAGAGACCCGUUAACAGCUUUGUACAGCCCGGGCAGCCAUUUUGGAAGUACUUCGGAGUCCUUUGCAACGGAAUUGAGUGCAUACGUGAAGGAGAACCCCCGCAAACUGAUCAAAGACAAGAAGACCAACCCCAAUGGCAUUGUCACCAAGAAGACUUUUCAAACCCUCAUGGACCUCAAGUACAUGAGGUCGAUUGUCGAAGCUGGGGAGGCCGUUGGAGUGGUCGCGGCGCAGUCAGUCGGAGAGCCUUCUACACAGAUGACACUAAACACCUUCCAUUUGGCCGGCCAUUCAGCAAAGAACGUGACUCUAGGUAUUCCUCGCCUUCGCGAGAUCAUCAUGACAGCGAGCCCAAAGAUCAUGACUCCGACCAUGACGCUGAAGCCCAUCAAGGAACUAAGCGGCGCUCAGGGAGAACGCUUUGCCAAGAGUAUCAGCAGAUUGCCGCUAUCUCAUGUCAUCAGCGACAUGGCCGUCUCUGAGCGAACUGGUGGCGGUACGGGUUUUGAACACGAAAAGAUCUACGACAUCUUGAUAGAUCUGUAUGACCCCGAGGAAUACGAAGAGGAGUACGCGAUCAAGCGGGAUGAUGUUCGCCAAUGCUUUGAGAGGAUGUUCCUUCCGCUGUUAGAGAAGUUAAUCAAGAUCGAAUUCAAGAAGAAGGCAAAAGAGGCGGAACGCUCGGAGAUCACAGCAGCCAUGCCUGAUGUGGGUGCAUCUGUGGGUGUCAUUGAAGAAGCCAGAGCGAGACGCCCAAGAGCCACUGAGAAUGAAGGUGGCGAGGAUGACAUCGAUGAAGAUGCCGACCCAGAUGAUGCCAAGGACAUGGCAGCUAGGCGCCGAAGAGAAAAUACCUUUGAUGAGCCUGAUGAGGAAGAAGAGGGUCUCGCGAGCGAGUCCAGUGACGAGGAAAUGGACGUUGACGACAGUGCCGGUGGCGAUCGAAGCGGCGAGGUGCAUGUCACCAAGAGAACAAAGAGUGCUAAGUCUGCCCAGAACCUGCGGGAGCUCGACCCCGACGAUCAAGCAGACGAUGCAGUCGACACGGAAGACGAAGCCCGAAUGAAUCAACUAAAGGAAAAGCUGUCCCAUCUCAAGCGUUUCAUUUUCGCCAAAGGUGGAGGCAAAUCCUGCCGGAUUAUCCUCAGUUACAGCUCCAGGACACCAAAGCUGCUGCUUCUCCCGCUGCUGGAGAAAUGCGCCCACACAGCGGUCAUCCAAUCUAUUCCCAAUCUCGGUGUAUGCACACAGUUCAUGGAAGAAGUCCACGGUCCUGACGGCAGGCCACUCAAGCAAGUCAACCCGGAGACUGGUCUCGACGAACUAGUCAAAGAACCCGUCAUCACGACUGAAGGAGUGAAUCUCCUUGCUGUGCGUGACUAUCAAGACCAGAUUUACCCUCACACAGUCUACACAAACUCCGUACACGACAUGCUCAAAUACUACGGUGUCGAGGCGGCCCGCGGUACCAUCAUCAAGGAAAUCGACUCGGUCUUCAAAGGUCACGGAAUCAGCGUCGACACGCGCCAUCUGAACCUCAUUGCGGAUGCAAUGACUCACUCCGGCCGGUAUCAGCCAUUCAGUCGUCAUGGUCUAGUCAAAGAGGGUGGAAGUGUAUUGGCGAAGAUGAGCUUCGAGACGGUCAUGGGCUUUCUCAAGGACGCCGUGCUGUUUGGUGAGCGAGAUCCAUUACUUGGGCCGAGUGCCAGGCUUGUAGCGGGCAGGAGAGGGAACAUUGGCACUGGAGCAUUUGAUGUGGUUAUGCCGGUGCAUUAA